GAAUCUCGGUGAUAUUGAUAAAAGAGGAUUUAUCGGUGAGAUAUAUAAAGGUAAACGCGCACUAGUUCGUCAAAGUUCUAGUGUGAUAGUCGUUAUUAAUAAGUGUUAUUCUUUUUAUUUAUAUAAGAGUAAAGUGACUCUUCUAACAAAAAUGAAAGCUCUUGUCGCUGUUACUGUUUUAUCUUUCAUCAUCUUCGUUUUUACCGAGCCAGUGAUCGUACCCGACUGUCCAGAAGUCGAUGGUCCAAACGCUACUCUGCUUAAAGAUCCAUAUCAUUGCGAUUCGUACUAUAUGUGUUUAGAAGGCGAAGCGAUCCCAAUGAAGUGUCCAAUAGGCUUACACUUCAACGAUAUAUUGAAGACUUGCGAUUAUCCGAAAAAAGCCAAAUGCAAGGCUCUUCCACCACCCUCUACUGAUUAAAUGGUUAUUAUUUAUCUCAC
This is a messenger RNA of Vespa mandarinia (Asian giant hornet), 441 nucleotides long. Its product is annotated as peritrophin-1-like. The record is from RefSeq and is a predicted model, not a curated record. Gene Ontology annotation, molecular function: chitin binding. Gene Ontology annotation, cellular component: extracellular region. Lineage: Eukaryota; Metazoa; Arthropoda; Insecta; Hymenoptera; Vespidae.